AUGUCAGCUAAUCUAUAUUCAAAAUUGAUACAUGACAGCUCCUACAAAUUAGUUCAAUUAGCACCAGAUCUUCUUGAAACUCUGGAAAACACUUCGCAGUCUGAGAUAAAAUUUAAAGCCGUGAAUAACGAAAAGUCUGAUGUGGUGUUGUGCUCCAAAAAUAAGACGUGGCUUAUCAAAGAGAAACAUCAUUCAAAUACAGUAAUGUUGCUGCGUGAGUUUGUGGCUACGGGACAGCAAACGUUGGAUGAGAAAUCUCUAUUCGGUAUGCCGCAACCAAUUAACGAUCUGCUGGCCUUUUCUAGGACAACCUCUGAAUACGAAACGAGGCCUGCAAAGGGGCUGCUUAACAUAGAUCACCUACCGAUAUAUAAUGGAGAUGUUGGUUUUCCUACUGAGCCAGCCAAACUGAAAUUCAAAACACUCGAUGAUGUUCUUGAUAACUCACCGGCCUCAGAAUUGGAAAGUUUCACGAGAUGGAACCUGCUAGGUGGAUGCAUAGUUAACGGUUUCCCCUGUCUCCUUUCAGCGGAAUUUCUUUCCAAUGCUCUUCACGUUACCCUAAUGAGUGUAAUGGCAGAAUCACUUGACCUGGACUCGCUAACGAUAAAGGACACUUUUGAAGCUGUAAACAAGGAUAUGAGUGAAGGAAGUAAUCCUUAUACUAAGAAAGUAAUUGAAACGGUACUUCGCAAGUAUGGGACAAAACUUGAUAAAGGGGAGAAGGAAGAUAAAGAAAAUUGGAAAUUGGAUCGACAGGAGAUAUCACGUUGGUAUGGUAUCCGAGCUCUCAGAAAAUACGCAACAAAGCCAAGUCUUCCCAUGGAAGAGUUUUUAGUCAAAUGGAAAUCAACCUUCCCGCCCUUUAGUCCCUUUAAUAUUGAGAUGAAGAUGCUGGGAGGAUGGUAUUUCCAGCCUAUUGCAAGAAACAUACAAUAUGUAUCAAAGGAUACACUGCCCACCGAUAUAAAAGAAAGAUUCAAAAUGUUGUUCAGAUUACAAUCGCAAUGGGACUUGGAGAAUAUUAUACCUUUUGUAGAUGAACUCAACACAAAGGGUUUGAAACCUGAUAUUUUUGUUAUGAAGUAUGCUCGGAAGAAAAGAGUUGGAAAACGGUAUAUUGUUAGCAGCAGAUGA
Messenger RNA from Zygotorulaspora mrakii, 1137 nucleotides. RefSeq names its product Dcc1p (gene DCC1). The coding region runs from base 1 to 1137 and encodes 378 amino acids. Gene Ontology annotation, biological process: maintenance of mitotic sister chromatid cohesion; mitotic sister chromatid cohesion. Gene Ontology annotation, cellular component: chromatin; nucleus; Ctf18 RFC-like complex. NCBI's taxonomy places the organism in Eukaryota, Fungi, Ascomycota, Saccharomycetes, Saccharomycetales, Saccharomycetaceae. The record is from RefSeq and is a predicted model, not a curated record. The transcript has a single exon.